Molecule: messenger RNA, 1992 nt
Organism: Schistosoma guineensis
Lineage: Eukaryota; Metazoa; Platyhelminthes; Trematoda; Strigeidida; Schistosomatidae
Source: the annotation of a GenBank genome assembly
AUGGAAAACUUUUCUAAUUAUUUUAAUACUAAUGGUUCGGUCGUGGCUAAUGGAAAGACUAAUUCAUACCACAAAAGCGAUGUGUGCAUCAACGAUAGUUUACCGAAAGAGUUAAUCAUCAGGGUUUUUUCUUACUUAGAUAUCACUACUCUAUGCAAAUGCUCUCAAGUUUGUAAAUUUUGGUAUGAAUGUGCUUUUGAUGGGAGCAACUGGAAGAGUAUUAAUUUAUUUGACUUCCAGCGAUAUGUGCAGCCCAAAGUAGUUGAAAAAAUCGCUCAGAGAAGUCGCGGCUUCCUCCGUGAGUUGAGGUUGAAAGGCUGCCGAAAUGUUACUGAUGAGGCUCUAAAAUGUUUUACUGAACUUUGUCAUAUGAUUGAAAGUUUGGACUUAUCGGGAUGUCAAAACUUGACGAAUGGAACUUGCGAUUAUUUAGGGAAAAAUUGUUCUCUUCUGACUACUUUGUCCCUGGAAAGUUGCUCUCGUAUAGAUGAUGCUGGAUUAGAAAUGCUAAGCUGGUGUUCAAAUCUAACAUGUUUGGAUGUGUCAUGGUGUAGUGUUGGAGAUCGUGGGCUAACCGCUAUCGCCAGAGGAUGUAAAAGUUUACAAAGAUUUCGUGCUAUAGGUUGUCAAGAGAUAACAAGUCGUGGUGUGGAACAAUUAGCACGUCACUGCCAUGGUUUAUUGCUGUUAAACUUGAAUUACUGUGGACAGGGUGUCACAGAUGAAGCUAUGGUUCAUCUUUCCAUUGGUUGUCCUGAUCUACGUGUACUAGCUAUAUCACAUUGUUCAAUAACUGAUCAAGGUCUUCGUGCAAUUGCUGGCACAUUAUCGCCAGCUGCAGCAGCAGCUAUCGUUGGACAAGCUACAUCUACCAGUCAGCAAAAUGGGGUCCCUUUAAUUCUUCCGGUAGUAACAAGCAAUGGAAGCGUUAAUAAUCAAGAUGCUUCAUCACCAAACGGUAAUGUUAAUAAUCAUGGAGAUCGAGAUAAUAAUCGACGCCAAAAAACUAAUGAUUCUAAUAAGAUAACAUUGAUUCCAGUUGGAUGUGUUAGCUUAACAACUUUAGAAGUGGCUCGUUGUUCAGCUAUCACAGAUAUUGGCCUAUCGGCAAUCGCACGUGUUUGCAAUAAACUUGAAAAGUUGGAUCUAGAAGACUGUGCGUUAGUGACUGAUUCAACUUUAGCUCAAUUAGCUGUACAUUGUCCACGUUUAAAUACACUAGUAUUAUCACAUUGUGAUCAAGUGACUGAUGAAGGUAUUGCACGUCUAGCUGAAGGUCUUUGUGGUCCUGACCAACUUCAAACAUUAGCUAUGGAUAAUUGUCCAUUGUUAACAGAUGCUGCUUUAGAACAUCUGGGCAGUAAUUGCCGUAAACUUCGACAGUUGGAUUUAUACGAUUGUCAAUUGAUAACGAAACAAGGAAUCAACAGUUUAGAGGUUUUCCAAACUUUGUUAUUUAUGGACUUUUGCGGAUAACCGUUCAACUACAGUCAAACACUGCACUUUUAUUUUCUGACUAUAAUCUUCGACAGUUGAAUAGCGUUCUAACUAAAGCUUUUUGUGAUUUAUUGAACAGAAGUUUUUGAAGUUCAAGUAUAGACUUUUUCAUAUUUCCUUUUGAUAAAUAUAUGUUUCUAACCAGCCAUUUUAUUGCACCUAGUGAUAGGAUCUAGAAAAUGUAAUACAUUAUCAUGUUUAUAUUUCAGCCUCUAUCUAAUGUAGGGGUGUGCUUUUUUUAAAAAGAUAGUCACUUCAUAAAUUUGACUAUCACUAAUAUUCGUUUCAUUUAUUUUUACUUAACAUUUUGAUAAAAACUUUCCGAUUCUUUACUAGCUAACAGUAUAACCUAGUCUAAUGAUAAUGGUUCAAUACUUAAGGCAUCCGAUUUUCAGCCACGUUUGGCUUGAAAAACUAGAUUUCAUUACAAACGUCAUACAUAAAGUGUAGCUCGAAGCCAACUACAUCAAUGUGUACCUAACAAAUGAAUUGAUU